Molecule: messenger RNA, 420 nt
Organism: Diatraea saccharalis (sugarcane borer)
Lineage: Eukaryota; Metazoa; Arthropoda; Insecta; Lepidoptera; Crambidae
Source: the annotation of a GenBank genome assembly
AUGAGUUCCGCUUUUACAGUGCGCACCGCUAGAAUUGGCGCCGGAAUGAAUCCUGGACAAAUGAAUAGGGGGGGACAGCGCGUACGCAGUCCCCACUACCAAAAAUUACGCGUCCGAGUUAUCCACAUUAGGGAUAAUCGCAGGGGUCAACCCCACCGCAGUGCAAUGGAGGAGCCUCGCCCUGGGGGAACCGCCUUCCUGAUCACGGUAUCCCCUACGCCAGGUAUACUAGCCAGCGUGGGCACGCUCACUAGUAGUAACAGUAUAACGCCAUCUAUCGACAUCACAGUCGACAUCUGUUGGCUUACUAUGGAAGUAAACGCGGGCGAAAGACUGCUGCAAGGAGUAUUGAAACCAGUCGAACGUCUACUGCGCGUGGAAGUGACGCCAUCUAUGGCAAUGGCGAGGCGAGUGGUGUAG